GCCAGGGCGGCUGAGGCAGUGGCCGUGCUGUCCGCGCUCGCCGCGCUCCGGCCCCGGGGCAGCGCCGCGCCGGGAGGAUGCGAGUGGGCGCCGCGGGGCGAGGCGAGGGCGCGGGCGGCCGCGGCGUUGGGAGCUCCCGGCCCAUCCGCCGCCCCCCCGCCCCGAAAGAAGUGCAGUAGUUUGUGAAGCGCAAGAUGGCGGCGCGGCCGUGAGCGCAGGCGGCGGGCGGGCGGCGGCGCGGGCUGAGGGGGCGAGGCGGAGCGGCGCCGGCAGGUGGUGGAUGUGGACUUUAAAACAGUGUGUCUCAACAUCUCAUCCUGAACUAUCUGUUUUUAAUCUGAUUGCACUACGAAAGAAAAGCUGCUAAUGGGAUAAAUGUUGAGACUUUACAAGAACUGACUUGAAGUACCGAAAGCCAUUAUUAUUAUUAUUAUUACUAUUAUUAAUCGAGAAGAGCUUGAAGCUAAGUCUGUAUCUGACCAGUCGUUAUCAUUUUCACAGUAACAGCCAUGGCAAGUAAACGAAAAUCAACAACACCGUGCAUGGUCUUAGCCAAUGAGCAGGAUCCAGAUCUAGAAACGGUAUCAGACUUGGAGGAAGGACCACCYGUGCUCACGCCAGCAGAUAACCCUACAGCAGAGAGUGUAACAAGUGAUGAGGAUGCUCACGAGUAUGUGGAUUCAGACAAUCAGAAAAAUACAAAUAAAGUAGAAGGUGGUUAUGAGUGUAAAUACUGUACUUUUCAGACUCCAGAUCUCAAUAUGUUUACUUUCCAUGUGGAUUCAGAGCACCCUAAUGUAGUAUUAAAUUCAUCCUAUGUUUGUUUAGAAUGUAAUUUCCUUACCAAAAGAUAUGAUGCCCUCUCAGAACAUAAUUUGAAGCACCAUCCUGGAGAGGAGAAUUUUAAAUUGACCAUGGUGAAACGUAAUAACCAGACAAUCUUUGAACAAACAGUAAAUGAUCUCACUUUUGAUGGAAGUUUUGUUAGAGAAGAAAAUGCUGGACAGGCUGACUCUUCUGAGGCCCCCUCAUCAGGGAUCUCAAUUAGCAAAACUCCUAUCAUGAAAAUGAUGAAAAACAAAACGGAGACUAAACGUAUUGCUGUUUUCCACAAUGUAGUUGAUGACAUUCCUGGUGAAGAAAAGGGAACUGAAAAUGAGCCAAACUCUGAAGAAUUAGUAGAAAACCCCCCAGCAGCAGUUUCUGAGUCAAAACCAAGCCAUUCAGCUGUUUGCAGUGCAGCAGAUAUGGCUGGUGCAGUAGUGACCCCUGCACCAGUGCUUCAGCCUGGGGUGGCACAGGUUAUCACAGCUGUUACAGCUCCACAGAACUCAAAUCUGAUUCCAAAAGUACUAAUACCUGUAAAUAGCAUUCCAGCCUAUAAUACUGCUUUGGAUAACAAUCCUCUAUUGCUUAACACCUACAACAAAUUCCCRUAUCCAACCAUGUCGGAAAUCACUGUUCUUUCCACUCAAGCUAAGUACACUGAAGAACAGAUUAAAAUAUGGUUUUCUGCCCAGCGUCUGAAACAUGGUGUGAGCUGGACACCAGAGGAGGUGGAGGAAGCAAGGAGGAAACAAUUUAAUGGCACAGUGCAUACUGUGCCACAGACAAUUACUGUUAUUCCAGCACACAUUUCUGCUGCCAGCAAUGGUUUACCUUCCAUUUUGCAGACAUGCCAAAUAGUCGGUCAGCCAGGACUCGUUCUCACUCAAGUUGCAGGUACAAACACGUUACCAGUAACAGCCCCAAUAGCCUUGACUGUAGCGGGAGUCCCAAACCAAACACAGUUACAGAAGAGUCAGAUUCACAGUGCUCAGCCCAUUGCAGAAACCAAACAAGUAGCUGCCAUUCCAGCCCCUCAGUCUAUCAAAAAUGAAUCCACACUGAUGAAUCCUGACUCUUUUGGGAUCCGAGCAAAAAAAACUAAGGAACAGCUGGCAGAAUUGAAAGUCAGCUACCUUAAAAAUCAGUUUCCUCAAGACUCAGAAAUAGUUAGACUUAUGAAAAUAACAGGCCUUACUAAAGGAGAGAUCAAAAAGUGGUUCAGUGAUACACGCUACAAUCAGAGAAACUCAAAGAAUAAUCAUGGGAUUCAUCUCAACAGUGAUUCCUGUGCCACCAUUGUUAUUGAUUCAAGUGAUGAAAUGAAUGACUCUCCAACAGGAGUCACUCCACAGAGCAAGUCAUCUUGGAGUACUUUUCCUGACUUCACCCCACAGAAAUUCAAAGAGAAGACUGCUGAACAGCUGCAAGUCCUCCAAGCAAGUUUUCUUAAUAACCCUGUCCUUACUGAAGAAGAGAUGAAUAGGUUAAGAGCCCAAACAAAACUGACCAGGAGAGAGAUUGAUGCCUGGUUUACAGAAAAAAGUAAAUCAAAUGUAUUGAAGGAAGAGGGAGCUGACAUGAGUGAAACCAAUGCUGGCAGCUCAAAAGAGGAGUCUGGAGAGACUUCUGUGGGAGAUGGAACAGCAGGAACAAAAUCAGGGUGUUCCACUUCAAGCAAAAUAAGCAAAAAAUCACCAGAGCAGUUGCACAUGCUCAAAAGUUCCUUUGUCCGUACUCAGUGGCCAUCUCCACAAGAAUACAACAAGCUGGCAGAAGAAACUGGGCUUCCAAGAUCAGAAAUUGUGAGCUGGUUUGGAGACACUCGUUAUGCCUGGAAAAAUGGUGGAUUGAAAUGGUAUUACUAUUACCAGAGCGCCAGUGCAAACAGCCUGAAUGGACAAGGCUUUGGAAGGAAGAGAGGGAGAGGAAGACCAAAAGGGAGGGGGAGAGGGAGGCCUCGGGGGAGGCCUCGGGGAAGUAAGAGGUUAAAUUGCUGGGACAGAGGUGUGUCUGUCAUAAAAUUUAAAACUGGAACAGCAAUCCUGAAGGACUAUUAUAUGAAGCACAAAUUCCUUAAUGAGCAAGACCUUGAUGAACUGGUAGCCAAAUCUCACAUGGGAUAUGAGCAGGUCAGAGAAUGGUUUGCAGAAAGGCAAAGAAGAUUAGAACUUGGAAUAGAGCUGUUUGAUGAGAACGAGGAGGAAGAUGAAAUGCUGGAUGAUCAUGAGGACGAGGAAGAAACGGAUGAUAGUGAUACUUGGGAACCCCCCAGACAUGUUAAACGUAAACUUUCAAAAACAGACUGAUGUACAAUUUGGAAUUUGGGGGCCAAAAAUGUAUGAAUUAAGUUUGAUGUUAUGGUGAAGAGCCAAAUGAUUUUUCAUGGCCUUCAGUUUAGCAAGCAGCUGCUUAGCAUCUUUCUUCCACCCAAGAAUAUAUGGGCAAGAUGCUACCUGUGCAGGCAAGAACUGUUUGCUUCGUUGCUACAAGAGAUGAACAUCCUCAGGCCAGGCCUGGGACAGGGGGUUACAAAUCAGAACAAGUUCAGCUCCUCCUUUUCCACAUUACUGAUGGGAAGGUUCAUGUUCAUCAUACAUGUGACUGCUUCUCAAUAUUUAAUUGCCUUAUGUUGUUUAAUUCCAAAAAAACACAGACACUUUUUUUGUUGUUGAUGYAGGAGAACAUUGCCUGCUCAUGAAGGAGGAAAACACAAAAACCUUAGAUGUCUUUUUGCAAACAUCAYUUCAUCUGAAAGAUUUCAAGGCCUGGGUUUAUUUCAUGCGGAAAGAGUUGAAAAAAAAGAGAAGGGGAAAAGUGUGAAAAAGGAAUCAAUGAACCUAGGGGUGAGGAUUGAUUGGGUUAAGAAAAUAAGGYGAUAUCUGCGCCUUUUGCAUAUCUUCAGAGUGUUUUGGGUUUACAGAACUUGGACUGAAAUGUUCCUUGUUGAUAAUUAUGAGCUAACUGAAUGAGUCUGAUGCUAGAAGAUGCUUUUUGUUGCAGUUAUUCAGUGUAUCCUACAUCAGUCUAAUUUAAAUGCCUGACAGACUUGAUGCAGUUAAUAGUAACACUCACUUCUACCUUGUGCAUUCUUCCCUUUGUUGGAAAUGGAAAAAUAAGUAUAUUUCUAGCAAAAAAGAGUAAUUUCUUGAAAUCUGACACUGAGUUUUAAGGUUAAUAUAAGGCAGAAACUGCCUAAAAGUUGUUCAGAGUUGCUUAGGGGUUUGUAAGAAUACACAGAUGCAGAGAUGAAAAGCAUCUUUUGGUACUAGUAAGAAAGGCUUUCAAAUAAGUUGUGGUAAUGACAUGGUGUUUAAUUCACAAACAAAAUGACAUUAUAUGGCUUUUAGAUGCUUAGGAAUUAUAAAAACAUUAGUGUUGAAUUGUUCUUCAGUGAUAGCCCAGUUGAGGGCUGAUUGCUCUUAGGACUGCUGGAUGAAUGCACUUAUUUCUAGAGGUGGCUUGAUCUACCUGAGUUGAACUCCAGAAGUAGUUCAAACUGAUAUAAAACAUCCAYAUCUUAAAUAAAUGUCUAUAAAAUAGAGGAAAAAAAAAGCUAUUUGGUCUCAAGACAGUGAAGUCAUAGUGCAGUUUGAAUUAGAAACUUAAAAACAAUGGGCCAAAUUCACACAAGUUAGUUUGAGCAGAUGUUUGGCAUCCUAGAGAACUGAUACUCUGAGGAAGAGCAGUUUGUAUUCUUGCUACUGCCAGCCUGCAUUUUUAGGGAUAAGUUACUUUAUAUUUAGAUGUCAAAAGAUGAUGAUGAAUUGGUGCUGCUGUCACCAGCAUUGUCUGCUUUUACAUUGGCACUAAUGGAAUGGAUACUAGCAAUCUCCUUUUGCACAUCUGUCAGCGUCUUUGUAGGCUUCUGCAUCUGAUGACUAAUGAGGACAGAUUAGUGCAGAGAAAAUGGGGUCCUAAUGUCUCCUCAUCUCCAAGAACCUAUUCUAGAAUUAUUCUGUCUUUUGGACUGUGAUAACUGUAAAAAAAAAAAACCAUAAAAGCUCUUUUAGUCAUGAUUUUCUGAAGCAGASGAGUCCACGAUAGAUCUGGUUUUCAUACUUGAUUGUGGAUGAAGCCAAGGUAUGAAAGCCAAAGAAAGAUAGGGAAUAGUGUCUGACAAAAWAAUAUUGUUAACCUCCCAAACCUUCCUUUCUGAACUCUUGCAGCUGCCCUUCUUCUCACAGAUUGAACAGGCUCCCUGAGCUGCAGAAGGAUGUUCUGUUAUGAAACUGGGGUGACUUCUUCUGACUGUUUAAAAUUAUUGGAGACAAAAAGGCAAUAGCUUAUGGUAUAUGUUGUGAAUUUGAUGAUGAAACUAUUCCCUGGCUUCCAAGACUCAAACUGGUGUGGCACAAAGUGGCCAGCUUUGCUAGAGAGGACUAGCCAAGAAUCCCUCAAUUUAACUUUGGAGUGGGGCAGAAGCAAAUUCAUUCAUGUUUUGUGGGAGUGUUUAUGACUCUGGAUGUGAGGUGGUAUAUGAGAGAUCAAGAUCUGGCCUUUCAGCAUUGACUGCUGCAUGGGAUUGGGAGGGAUUCUCAUUUGCCUGGUAAUGGUCUGGUAAUGAGCAGAUACAAGAAAAAUUUACACUAGCUUCAAGCUCUGUUGGGAAUACAGGGUCAAAAAUCUGUGCCUGCUGACUAGGAAAGGGCAAAGCUAGAAGGAAAAGAAAUGUUACUUUUAAGUUUCCAAAAAUACUAAAACAAAUCCUUGGGAAUAUGCCUCUAGCAAGCAAAAUGUGGAGUUGCCUUAAUCCUUGAAGUUGACCCAGAAUUAAUUUUCCUUUUUAAAAAAAAAMCAAAACCCAAAACAACCAAGCAGCCUGUCCAAAUAAAUAUCUCCAUUUUUGUUAGUAGAGACUUAUUUAGGUUAGCUAGGAAUCCUAUCUUCUUUAAAAAAUGGGAAAAAAUAAAGAUCAAAGUUAAUUACAUUAUUAAACUGGGAUAUUUUCCCACUUUGGCAGUGUUCUAUUAAAUAACACUCAGCUACAAUGGUAGGCCUUAGCACAUCUGGUCUGAAAAACACAGGAAGAGGAAAUACAUUGUUUAUCAGACUAAAUAUAGUUGGAUUGGAGGUCUUUUUUUCAGUAGAAUCAUCAGAGACAGUGGCUGAUGCAUACUGGGCCACAUUUUCAGUUGUUGUAAAUACUAGAGUCUACACAUUUCCUUUGGGCUACAUGCRCAUUUUAAGCCUGUCAGUUGUGCCAAGGAGGAGGGAAAUCUGGGUGGAUUCAGUCUGAAGACAGAGGUUGUAUGCAUUCAUUAUUGCCCAUAGUCUGACUGUUAUUUCUGUUUGAAYAGAGUGCAUUAAUUCCCCAUUUUGUGUUUACAUCGUGUGUAUAUUUGCACUGCAUACUGGGAGAGAGGCAGACUCCUUCCAGAGGCCUCCCACAUCAGGACAGAGCUGUCAGCAUGUAGUCAGUUGUGUCUCUGAACUGUGGUCAUGCCUGGUGGGAACUCAAAGCUACACUAACAGUGGUUUAGUCCAGGUUCAUCUGAGCCACCCUUUGGCUGCUGUACAGUCACSUGAGAGAAACAGAAAUCGCCUGAUGGGUGGAAGGGAUAUGGCACCUCAUUCUACCAGUCACAUACAGCAGCUCCCUGAACUUCAGCACAUCAGCAAGAGUCUUAAUUUGUUAUGAUUCCAAAUGUCUCUGUGCUCGUCAGCAGUGCACCCCUGCAAGCCUGGCUCCCUCUUGGAGCUUAUGCACACYUGCAGGAUGUUUUGGAAGCCAUUUGGACUGAGUUAUAUUGGCAAUGGGAAAGGAAGGGGCAAGAAAAUACAUCUACCCAGGGGUGAGAGUCCAUGUGAUUUUUUAUUGACUUUCCUGCAUGGUAAGGACUGUGUCUAGAUGAACCUGUGGUAUGUUUUCUGUAUUUCUAUGGAUCUUUACCACCUAGGUUUGAGAUCACURUGCGCCAGACUUCAGUGAUGGUCAUUGAUGUUGAGAGGAAGGARCUUUGAUCUUGCUUAGAUCUUACCUCUGGGUGGCUGGUUUCUCAKUCUUCAUUGGGACUACAUGAAAAUUCAGUUGUGAGCAUCAGUUCCCUUAGAGCUAAGCUAGUGCAUUCCUCUUCAUCUGCUGUUUCUGCCAGGAGUACCUGCUCCGAUGGUGCCAGCUGUCUCUGGUAUUCAACUAAAMAGAGAAUACAGAUAAUCCUGUGCCAGAAUGGUGAGAGAAAAGAGCUAAAAGAAAGAAAGCAGUGUUACAACCAGGGAAGAUAYCCACCAUCCCAGUAUCUCCUGCUGCAUGGCAUGUUUCGCCCUCGCUUCAGAGUGCAGUGAAAGAGCACAGUUCCAUCUUAAACAGUGCUGUCUUCCCAGCAUCGGCCUCUCAAUGACCCCAAAGUUAGUGUUGCAAAAAAAAAAAAAAAGUCAGACCUAUUUCCCCCUGGAGGUUUGAAUGAGCAAACAGUGCUGGCUUGUAAGAAGAGAAAGAAGGGAAAAUGUAGAAGCUUGAACAAGGCUCUGACUUUUGCCUGCCCUGCAGAAUUUACUUUCCUAGAAGUUGAUAAGCAAAACAAUUUUAACUCUUUCUGUUGUGACAGAGGAGUAAAUUACUACAAUCUAUUUUUUAGCACAUAGAAAUCUCUGUUUCAUUUGAAAGCAAAGGACAGGAGAUACCUAGUACCUCAUUAUUAGAAUUUAGUGUAUUAUCUCUAAUACACURUAGUAAAUGAGGCCUCGACCUUUCUUAACUUUGUCCGGUACAAUGUUGMAAAUUGCUUUUUCAUUAUGUUAUAUAUGUGUCUGACUGUAACUUUGAUUAUUGGGAAAGAAACUUACUCAGUGUGCACACAUGACAUGAAAUAAUUUUCUAGUYGAUGAUUUGCUCACCUUGGACAAAAACAGGUUUUCUUUUGCUCUCCAAGAAA
Molecule: messenger RNA, 7700 nt
Organism: Malurus melanocephalus (red-backed fairy wren)
Lineage: Eukaryota; Metazoa; Chordata; Aves; Passeriformes; Maluridae
Gene: ZHX1
Product: zinc fingers and homeoboxes 1
Exons: 2
Coding region: 510-3134 (874 amino acids)
Biological process (GO): regulation of transcription by RNA polymerase II
Cellular component (GO): nucleus
Molecular function (GO): DNA-binding transcription factor activity, RNA polymerase II-specific; DNA binding
Source: RefSeq, a predicted model, not a curated record